Molecule: messenger RNA, 5109 nt
Organism: Pangasianodon hypophthalmus (striped catfish)
Lineage: Eukaryota; Metazoa; Chordata; Actinopteri; Siluriformes; Pangasiidae
Gene: smtnb
Product: smoothelin b
Exons: 20
Coding region: 508-3282 (924 amino acids)
Biological process (GO): actin cytoskeleton organization
Cellular component (GO): filamentous actin; microtubule organizing center
Molecular function (GO): protein binding
Source: RefSeq, a predicted model, not a curated record
UGGAAGGAAGACAGAAUCAGUUGGUUUAUAGGGACUGUAGAGUGAGUUUCCUGACCUCCGAUACAACUUUAACGCUUUUAUUCUCACUUUGUUUUCAGCAAAAGACGCCUGGACUUGUUUAACUCGGGUUUUUAAAAAGGAAAAUCUGUAAUAUAUUUGCUUUUUUGGAGUUUUUGAGCACUUAUUCAUCCAGGUCUUCAGCAGGUGGGACUGUUGUGGACUGGACUGAGCUUCAUUCACCAGGAUUCACACAAAAGCCCAGAUAAUCCAUCAAGGACCUUUUACUGGGUUACUGGUUUACUGGGUUACUGGUACUCGGAAGUGGCUAGAUCUCUGUAGUGUAGCCAGUAAACCAGCAUUUGUGUGAAGAUCAUGUUGGAUUUUCUGUUCCCAGUGAAACAUAUAGACCUAAAAGGCUUGUAAAGCUCUCCUGAGACAGACAGCAGAAGCAGCAGAAAGUUUUUUUUUUUUCUCUCCCAGGACAUUGCUUUGGUGUGGAAGCUCACAAUGACCGACCACAGAUACUCAAGCCUGGAUGAAACCUCACUUCAGAAUCUGCUGGAUGGCACUGUGGAUAUGACUGAGCGACGACUCAUAAGGUCAGCUAUUCGAGAGCUGCGCCACCGUGAGAUUGAAGACCUGGAAGCUGCGCUGACCAAUAAGAGAUUCAGACGGGCCCAGGAGCACAGACACGAUGAUAAAGAAAAUCAGCAUCGGCCUGAUUUGGCAGCAUCCCUGGACUUGCUUUCUAGGAAGCUUCAGGAGAUUCAGGACAUUGAUGAGCUCUCUGUGAUGUUGCGUAGUAGCACGGAGUACGAAGAGAGGAAGCUCAUCCGUGCAGCCAUUCGCCGACUGAGAGAUGAAGAGAUUGAGGGUGCACUAGAGAAGAUUCAUUUAACCGGGCAGCAGAUAGAGAAGCAACAAAAGCCUCAAAGAAGCUUGGACUUGGAGGACCCAACGAAGGAAAUCGUGGACAAGUCUGAACGGAUUGAGAAACUCCACAGCCAAACACAGAGCAGAGAGGCCCCUAGAACAGGCUCUAACUCUGACAUGGUGUUAGUGUUAGACCCACUUCAGGAGAAGGUGUCCUGCCCUCUGACCGCCCGCUCCGAGCUCGACUCUGACUCUCCUUCCUCUGAUGUCAUUCCUCGGUACCGGACCCAUUCCAAUUCCAGCGCCUCGGCGCACAGUCACGGUUCCCACAACUGCUCCAGAGUGUGCACUUCGGAGCAAGUGGACGAGAGACCUGGUGGAUCCUCACUAAGCACCGACACAGAGGCUGAUGCUCAUGAGAAGAUUGUUGAGCAGUGUUUGCCCACAAACGACGGCGAAGACGCACUCGAUGGAGCUGUGAUCUCCAUACAGAGACGACGUGCCAUCAAAAAGCCAUCGGUCGACAGUGUGCUGAAGCAGAAGGACACGUCCAGCACUAACAAUCCGCUGUUUCCUGUUAGAAAUGAUGCAGCAUUUGCAAACAAAACGCCAUCCUAUCAUUCAUCAUUCAGCCGAGGGGGUUCAGUCCGUGACCGAGUGCGCAAAUUUACAGAACCUGCAGCAGUUUCCACUGAGAACAGGAGUGUGCAGAGAAGCAUCAACAGAGGAACCUCCUCUGCUCUCUCAGUCGGUGCAUCGCUGCCUGCUCCAGCCCACUCCGAGCCCAAACAUAACUCUCAGGACAUCUCUUCAUCCAUUCCUUCCUUCUCACUGUCCACCUCUCCAGACAGAGGAGUAAACCUUGACCAAUCACAGCGCGCAGUAGGCGGGCCGCAGAGUACUACUGAAAAUGUCAGGAGUGCUUCUUGCAGCUCAGAGGAGGACGAGACUCCCAGGGGAACAGCAUCUUCAGACACACAGGAAGUCCAGGGAGAUCUUCAGUCCAACAUGAAGGCCUUCCUGACCAUCGAGAUCAAAGACGGCAGAACCUCAACUACUCAGACUUCAUCAUCUUCAUCCAUGUCAAUGUCCAAAGCAAUGCCACGAAUCCUCACUGGUUCUGCUGCACAGAGAUCAGAGCUAACACUUGGUCUGAGAGCAACGCCAUUCAAGCUCAACAACUCCAGCCUCUCGACAGGAUCCUCCCUCAAGAUGGAAACAGAGCCUGUGUUUUCAGUCGAACCUGCUCUCCAGAAGGCCAGCGAGGCUCCACUCGUCCAGAACGGUUCAUCAGUAUCCCAGCUGAAAAGAGACACACACAGCGUCACCAGCAGCAGUGGCUCACUCACCUCUGAACAGCUCGAGGCCAUUGAGGAUGAGGAAAUCCUGGACAAAAUGCUUGAUGACUCCAAAGAUUUUGAGGAGAGAAAAAUGAUUAGAGCAGCCAUGAGAGAGCUCCGAAAGAAAAAAAGAGAGGCCAGGUUGGGAUGUUCACAGGAGGAGCUCGACCAACGGGAGAAGGAGAGGGAUCUGCGUCUGCAGGAACUGCGGCAGCAGAGAGAGGAGAGAGCACCGAAGAAUCGGCCAGGUGCAGGAGAGGUGGUGAUGAAGAAAAUCGAGAAGUCAGCCGAUGGCUCCACCGUCAGCGAGGUCACUAAGACCAACCGCUUCGCACAAUCAGGUGAUGGCAGCAGGAUGACCCGCAGCACCAUCAUGGAAACCACUUACACACAGAAGUCUGACAGAGGCACCAUGCAGACGAAGUCCUUCAGCUACUCCUCGUCUUCCUCCAGUACAAGCAAGAAGAUCGGAAGCGUGUUUGAUCGUGAGGACGACAACUCGCGUAGCGGAGGCAGCUUGGCGGCGCUGGAGCGCAGACAAGCGGAGCGUAAAAAGGAACUCAUGAGGGCUCAGACGAUGCCUAAAACCUCCGCCUCACAGGCCCGGAAAGCCAUGAUCGAGAAGCUUGAGAAGGAUGGUGGAGGCAACUCGCCAGGUGCACAGGUGAAGGUCCAGCGCUCCACUAGCUUCGGCGUUCCCAACGCUAACUCCAUUAAACAGAUGCUGCUGGACUGGUGCAGAGCGAAGACCCGCGGCUAUGAUAACGUGGAUAUUCAGAACUUCUCCUCCAGCUGGAGUGAUGGGAUGGCCUUCUGUGCUCUGGUGCACAACUUCUUCCCAGAGGCCUUUGACUACUCCACCCUCAGCCCUAGCAAUCGCAGGCAGAACUUCGAGGUGGCCUUUAAAACAGCAGAGGCCUUUGCUAACUGUAUGCCCCUGUUGGAAGUAGAGGACAUGAUGAUAAUGGGCAAGAAGCCUGACUCCAAGUGUGUCUUCACCUACGUGCAGUCGCUGGUCAAUCACCUGCGCAGAUACGAGAUGACAUGUCGAGCACACUCGGAUCACUGAGCGCUUACUUGCAUCCCCGAAGGCCGAUGCCACCGUGUUUUUUUUUUUUUUUUUUUUUUUUUUUUUUUUUGGUAGAACAUUGAAGUGUUUGCUCUUAUUUGCGGUUCUUCUGAUCGUAUGCCACAUUUCAGCUACAACAAACCAAAGGUUAAAAUAUUGCGCAGGAUCACAGCACGUCGAGUAACGCUAUAAUGCUUUAGUUCAUUAAAAAAAAAUCUAAAAAGAUGGUUUAAAAACUUUUAUUUAAAAAUCAGCGAUGAACUUGUUUUGGCAAAAAAGAAAAAAAUGUUUGAUUUAGAAUCCCAGAAAAGACAGCUUAUUUUUAUUUCUAUGCCAUGCAGCGAAAGUUUUAAUGGCUUGUAACUUUAUUCCAUGGUACUGUAGCUGGUAGAGGAAUCUGAUCUGCAUGCUUCACCAUUUGUUUACUUGAAUUUUCAUUGAACUCAUUUAGAUCAUAGGGCACAAGUGACUGAAGUCUGCUGUGAGCUGUGAUGUGCAGAUAUGAUUUCUCACUGCUUUGUAUUCCUCCCCAUGCUGAAACAAUAACGCUACUUAACUGGAUUGAAUUUACUAACCAUGCUUCAUCACACUAGUAUAAAUCCAUGCUCAGUCCUGUUUUCCUCCAGCUGAUUUAAAGCAGACUCUCCGUUAAAAUGUUGAUUGAUCUGAGGACUGGCUUCCACUCCAUAGUAGGAGAGGAACUGUUUCAACAUGGGGAUUACACAACACAACACAACACAACCCACCACACUGCAACACACCACACCACACCACAGCGCAGCCUCAGACACCCAAACACUCACAUGUACAGACAGCGGAGUGGUCCUGUAAUUUAUGCUUUAUGCUCGUGAAUUUUAUUUUAUUGUCUUUACUCUUUUGAUAUUCAUAAACUAUACUUUGAAGGAGUUCAUUCGCAAAAAUGACAAAUGGCUCAUCAAUCACACAAGUUUUCACCCUGGUUAUAGAAACAGAAGGGGAAAAGUUUCAGCCAUGCGUACCCUGGGUCCAGCACUUUUUCUUUUCUUUCUUUUUUUUUUUAAACUUAAGCUAAGAUGAUUUAUGCUUACCAGAAGAGUUCAAAGCUGUUUUUAUAUAUAUAUUUGAGCAAGUUUGUAACUAUUGGCUUAAAUUACUGAUCUGCAAAUAAUUUUAUUUAACAGAUUACACGGAUUUACAGGGCAGAGUUAACGCUGUAUUAAUUUUAUGUAGCUGAGAAUUCAUUUAAUGUGCCAAUAAGCUGUCUUUCUGUUAACUAGUAUUAAAAAAAUAGCAUUAGAACACUAUACAAAAGGUUGUUGUAAAACUGUAAUAUUUUUUUUUUAUUUGUCAGUCUUAGCCAGUCUCGUUUUGUAGUAAUUUUCUCAAAUAAAACAUCGUGCUGUAAAUUGUGCUAACAUGGAGGAGAGUGACUCUAAUGUGGUGUGAAUUUUGGCUAAACUGUUCUUUUCUCUCAUGGCUGGUUCUCUGUUCUACGUAAUUAUGUAGCAGAGAGGAGAGAAAUCGUGUCAUCUUUCCCUCCCAAACAGGACUUGGCACACUUGAGAGCUGAAGCCAUCCCAUGAGCUGCACCUUUUUACUAAACAGUAUUAAUACUGAUGAGCUUCAUAAGCAGAAUAACAGCAGGUGAUGUUCUAAACUAGUAUAUAUUCCACACUAUAGAUUAACUCUAAAACAUGCUGUAUAUGUGUAGAAAAAUAGAUGGAUAGUUCAUUGGCUAGAAUUUUUUUUUUUUUGUUUUCCAUAUUUGCACCUAGGAAUAUUGUUCACUCAGCAUUUCUGUACACUGCAAAUUAAUAUGAAGUAUGAUAUUAAAACCUUUUAUUGAAA